Ogataea polymorpha is the source of this 690-nucleotide messenger RNA. RefSeq lists its product as uncharacterized. The record is from RefSeq and is a predicted model, not a curated record. Gene Ontology annotation, cellular component: U2-type catalytic step 1 spliceosome; U2-type catalytic step 2 spliceosome; Prp19 complex. Gene Ontology annotation, molecular function: U6 snRNA binding; pre-mRNA binding; metal ion binding. The transcript has a single exon. The annotation marks the transcript as partial. Lineage: Eukaryota; Fungi; Ascomycota; Pichiomycetes; Pichiales; Pichiaceae.
CGGCCCGCUAGACUCCAAUUGGACCCCGAAUCCGUCACUGCAGACACCAAGCCGCCGCAGACGGGCCAGGUAUUUAACCUGUGGUACAGCAGAUGGACUGGCGGCGAGUAUAACGGCAGAACCGUCGCGCACGCUCGACAUAGAUGUCAUCCGGCCAAAGAUUCAGGCUAUACAAAGGCAGAUAAACACGUGGAGCCGGGAUCAGUGAACCGCAACAAGUUUAUCUGUCUGUAUUUUGCCCGCGGAUACUGCACGAAUGGAAAAAACUGCGACUAUCUACACCGUCUGCCCACAGACAUGGACUUUUUCCCUCAUACGGUAGACUGUUUUGGGCGAGAGCGAUUUGCUGACUACCGAGACGAUAUGACCGGAGUGGGGUCUUUCAACAAGGUCAACAAAACGCUGUUUGUGGAGAAGUUCAGAUCGAUGGAAGGAAACGUGGAGAUGCUUGUAAAUAAGAAUUUUGGAGAGUAUGGAGAAAUUGAGCGCACAAGGGUGGUGAGAAGCAAAGGCAUAGCGUUUGUCACUUAUAGACUGGAAAGCCAGGCUCAGUUUGCCAAGGAGGCAAUGUAUGGACAGUCUCUUCGGGAAGACGAUGACGAGGAGGCGCUCAAUGUUAAGUGGGCCAACGAGGACCCUGACCCGGUGGCCAGGAAAAGAAACCGCGAGGAGGAAGAGCAGACUGCGUUG